AUGUGUCUGUCAACAGGUUCUCAGGAAAGAUUCCAGACCUGCUAUCAAGUUGCACAAACUUGCAGUAUUUGAAUCUUUCAUGGAAUUCAUUUGAUGGCCUAAUACCAACAUCACUCACAAGUCUAAAAAAUCUUCAGGCUAUUGAUCUCUCAAGCAACAAUUUGUCAGGUACGAUCCCAAUGGCUUUCCAAGAAAUGAAAAUGCUUCAAUAUAUCUAUCUCUCUUCAAACAACUUAAUAGGAGAAGUUCCGAAGAGAGGAGUUUUUGCAAGAAUUGAUAAGUCAGCAGUUUCUGGAAAUGUUGGCCUCUGUGGUGACUGGAUUAAAUUACAACCAUGCUUUGAUUCCAAAAACAAACAAUUCUUGUUCUCUAAAAAGGUGAUAAUACUAGUUGUGAUUAGCAUUGCAAUCUUCAUCAUGUCUUCUGCAGUGUUCCCAUUUUUUUAUAGGAGGAAUACAAAUCAGAAUAUCCCAAACCUCAACUUUGGGCCUGAAAGGAUUUCACAUGAAGAGCUUGUAUAUGCAACUAGUGGAUUUAGCCAAACCAAUCUAUUAGGAGUUGGUAGUUUUGGAUCUGUUUAUAGAGGGAUUCUCAAAAAUGGUACAAAUAUUGCUAUUAAAGUUCUCAAUUUGCAGGAUGAAAAUGCUAUCGAAAGUUUUGAAAGAGAAUGCAAUGUGCUAAAGAGAGUUAGGCAUCGCAAUGUGAUCAAAAUUAUUUCAGCAUGUUCUAACCUUGAUUUUAGAGCAUUGGUUCUUCCAUUCAUGUCAAAUGGAAAUUUAGAGAGAUGGCUAUAUCCUCAGGGAGGAGAUGAAUGCAGAUUAAAUUUGGCUGACGAUUAAGAAUAGCAAAGGAGAUAGCACAAGGAAUGGAAUAUCUACAUCAUUAUUGCUUUGUUAAAGUUAUUCAUUGUGACCUGAAACCUAGUAAUGUGUUAUUAGGGAAUGACAUGACUCCACAUAUAGCAGACUUCGGCAUUGCAGAACUCUUAUUUGAGAAUUCAAUGAAUUCAUUGACUUCUACAACUGCACUAAAGGGAUCUAUUGGCUACUUUGCACCAGAGUAUGGAGUUGGUGGAAACAUUUCAACAAAAGGGGAUGUCUAUAGCUAUGGAAUUCUACUUUUAGAAUUGUUGACAAGGAGGAGACCAACACAUACCAUGUUUGUAGAAGGUAUUAAUCUACCAAAAUGGGCUAGUAUAGAUUUUCCAAAUAAAAUUGAAGAAGUGGUGGACAACCAAUUGCUUAGAGAUGUUAAUGAGUCAAAUAAAGCAAUGGUGUUAACAUGCCUUAGUCAAUUUAUGCAAGUAGGAUUGGUUUGCACAAGGGAGCUGCCGCAACAAUGUCCGAAUAUGAUGGAGAUAGUUGAAAGAUUAGAAAAAAUAACAAGUGCAUUUCUCGGUACUCCAAGAGAUUUUCAUUUGCCAAUAAAUAUCUUACCUUUGCUUGAGAGUACAAAUGAACCAAGAAAUUGUAAUUCAAGGAGCCCUGGAAAUUGGUCUACAUCUACAUCUUAGCUCUUCACUCAACUAAUAGCAAGUGUUAAGUAUUCCUGCCU
Molecule: messenger RNA, 1554 nt
Organism: Cryptomeria japonica (Japanese cedar)
Lineage: Eukaryota; Viridiplantae; Streptophyta; Pinopsida; Cupressales; Cupressaceae
Product: putative receptor-like protein kinase At3g47110
Exons: 2
Coding region: 866-1513 (215 amino acids)
Biological process (GO): protein phosphorylation
Molecular function (GO): protein kinase activity; ATP binding
Source: RefSeq, a predicted model, not a curated record